AUGGCAUCUACAAGCAAAGUGGACCUAUCUGGAGAAGACGAAGAGGAGCUCGAAAGGUUUGAUGAUUUUACGCUCGCCUCUUCUUGGGAAAGGUUUAUUUCUGAAAUAGAGGCAGUCUGUAGGCAGUGGCAUGCCAAUGGUCCAAAAAAUUUACUGGAAAAGGGUGCGGUUAAGUUGGAUUUUUCGCAGAAGUUAUAUAAGGUUAAAUUCGAGUUGAAAUACGCGUUGAAAAGCUAUAACAUCGAGUAUUAUUUUGAAACUAGCAGCGGAGGCAAAAUUGUGGAUGGGAAUAGUACAUUGCAUGAUUUACAGUUAUGCUUUGGAGUGAAGGAUUUUGUGGUUAUUGCUCCUCAAAGUGUUAGUGGUGUGGUUCUUGAUUCACCCGAGGCUUCUAAGCUCUUAAGUGCAGUUGCAAUUGCUUUGACAAAUUGCUCCAGCUUGUGGCCAGCUUUUGUUCCAGUUCACGAUCCUUCUAGGAAGGCUUAUAUUGGAAUUCAAAAUAUGGGAACUGUUUUUACUAGAACAUUUGAGGCUGAUCGUAUUGGUAGUCAGGUUCCUGUAAAGCUCAUGCAUUUGGAAGGGUUAUAUGAGUUGUUUGUCUCUAAAUUUAAUAGUCAGAUAAUUCGUGCUCUUGAUAUGCCUGCUGUUUCUUUCGUGCAUAUACUUGUUGCCUACUCUACACUGGACUUUGCUAUGCAUCUUUACAAAGUUCAUUUUAUAAUGACAUCAACCUAUAGAAUCAUUCACCACGAUGAUGAUGAUCUCCAAAGUCUUGGUAGUGAAAAAGAAGAAUAUGGGGAGAAUCAUGGUAGUGAGACCCACAAUAAAUCUCAGUGGGAUGAUGAUUGCCCAUGGAGCGAGUGGUUUUCUGCAGAAGACCCAGUAAAAGGACUUGAAUUGACUGCCACAUGGUCUGAGAAGAUGGUUGAAAGCUCUCUUGAAAUGGCUGAACUUGAAAAUGCCUCGCCUCAUGAAGCUGAGAAGUGGAUGAUUCUUCCAAUUCUGUCCCCAAAUCUUGAUAGUUCAGAAGGAAACAGAAUUGGCUAUGCUUCUCAAUUGCACCUUUUGGUUGAUGCUCUAAAUAUGUCAGUUGAUGCCCAAUUUAUUGAAGAUUUUGUGUCAGCAGUUGAAAACUCCGGGUCUAAUAAUCUCAAAUCCUCAAUGGUUGUACCGCCACCUACUGUUCUUGAUCGUGUGUUCAAAGAUCUUUUUCACGAGGGGUCUCAAGUGAUUGCUUUUGCUAAAGGUGAGCAUAAGAUUUCUCGAGCUAUUAAGGGCGCACCAUUUGGAUCUCUUUUUGCACUGUUUUGCUUGCAUGCUCUAUGGGUGGGGACCUGCAAUAUACGUGCUAUUGCUGUGCUCUGGAUAGAGUUUAUUCGAGAAGUUCGUUGGUGCUGGGAAGAGUCACAGCCUCUUCCUAAAAUGCAGCCCAAUGGCUCAAUUGACCUAUCAACUUGUUUGAUUAACCAGAAAUUGCAAAUGCUUGCUAUAUGCAUUGAGAAGAAGUGCGAAAUGAAUGAAGACUUCCAAGAUUGUGUAGGCAGCAAUGAACAUUCUUACGAUCAUAUGGAGGAAGACAGUCCAGUUGGGGACAAGAUAACCAAUAAACAAAUACAUGGUGAUGAGUUUGAUGGGAUUCGAGACAGCCCUUUGAUACAGGAUGGUUUGCAUGGGAGUGGCACGACCUCAAGGCCUAGCAUGAAGCAUGGAGAUACCGUGUCUGUUGAUUUGAAAUCUUCUGAUCAUAAAAGGAGGGGCUCAGCUGGUGUUGUGGGGUCUAUGAAACUUCUGAAGUCGUAUCAGAGCAUGCAUGCCCCUUUCACACAGGUUGCUCCACUUAUGACAGAAGACAUGCAUGAAGAAAGACUGCAGGCUGUUGAAGCAUUUGGGAAUUCUUUUCUUCAUGCAAUUUCAUUGCAGAACUUCUCUGCCCAGUUGGAGAAAGAUAUCUUAUCCUCAGACAUGUCAGCAUUCAAAGCAGCAAAUCCAGAUGCUGUUUUUGAAGAUUUUAUUCGGUGGCAUUCACCGGGUGAUUGGGAGAGUGAUGAAAAGGAGGAAAGUGGAUCAUCUAAAAGUCCAGCAACAAAGGGUUUGAAGGAUGAUUGGCCACCUAGUGGACGACUUUCACAACGGAUGUCUGAGCAAGGGAAUUCGUGGCGAAAGAUUUGGAAUGAUGCUCCUGCUUUGCCAUUGUAUGAGCAGAAACCUCUACUAGACCCCUUUCGAGAAGGAGAGAAGAUCCUUCAUUACUUGGAGACAUUGCGGCCUCAUCAACUGCUUGAGCAGAUGGUUUGUACCACCUUCAGAGCAUCAGCUGACACAUUACACCAGACUAAUUUUGGAGGCUUGAAGCAGAUGACAGCAAAAAUGGAGCAACUGUACCGUACUAUGGCAUCCACAUUGAAGCCAUUGCAAACAAAUCAUAUAUCUGGCAACAGUGAGACCAUCGAAGACCUAAGACGCCUUUGUGUUAUCUUUGAACAUGUUGAGAAGUUGCUUACUCUUGCAGCUUCUCUUCAUCGGAAGUUCAUGCAGGCUCCACGCCUUUCUGAAGCAAUUUUCACCGACUACUACAACUUUUAUCUUCCAAGAAUGGGAACAGGGUCAACAGGCUCUCAAGAUGUUGACGAAAAGGAGUUUGAUAUCAAGUAUCAAGUAAUGACGCGUGAGAGGCAGUGUGUAUCAAAUAUGUUCUCUCCACCUACUGCUAAUCAGUCAUGGAGAAAAGUGUUAAGUAUGGGUAAUCUUCUAAACGGUCAUGAACCUAUUGUCAGGGAGACAAUAUUUUCAGUGCGUGAUAGCUUGAGCAAUAAUCAUUAUGCAGCCCACAAUCCAAGAGGUCUUCAACAAGAAAUAGAGACAUAUCGUAUGUAUAUAUGUGGAACCUCAAAUGAUCUUCGUAGGCUAUUGCUGGGUGAUCCUCACAGUUUCCUUCACCAUGGGUGCAAUGGCUAUAAGACGCAUGGCUUCCAAAAAUAUGCCAAGGAAUGA
Messenger RNA from Dovyalis caffra, 2991 nucleotides. NCBI's taxonomy places the organism in Eukaryota, Viridiplantae, Streptophyta, Magnoliopsida, Malpighiales, Salicaceae. The record is from the annotation of a GenBank genome assembly.